Molecule: messenger RNA, 3576 nt
Organism: Histoplasma capsulatum G186AR
Lineage: Eukaryota; Fungi; Ascomycota; Eurotiomycetes; Onygenales; Ajellomycetaceae
Product: HEAT repeat protein
Exons: 3
Coding region: 1-3576 (1191 amino acids)
Biological process (GO): chromatin remodeling
Cellular component (GO): cytoplasm
Source: RefSeq, a predicted model, not a curated record
AUGGAGGACUCCCGACAACGGGCCUUUUCAAAGCUCCGCCCUCCUUGCGUUGAGCUAAGUUCUGUUGGGCUUAAAUUCAGAGGCGACCUCGCAACCUCCAAGGAUGUGUUACGGGCCUUGGAACCUUUGCAUACUAUGCUCCUGGAGGUUGCGAGUGAAUAUGGUCUCGAUGAAAAACUUGCCGAAUACGCAUUCUUCCCACUAUCGCACAUCUUCAAUGAAACCCAAAGGGUUUCUGUUCGCUGCUUGGAACUGGCGUUGCGGUGUCUACAGAUUCUUAUCGAGAAAGGAUGGCGCCAAAACCUCUCCGUGAAAAUGGGAAAGCAGCUGCUUAUCCUUCUCACCAUCAUUGCUGGUGGACCUCCCACCCAAAUUAAAGAUUGCAACCAGAGAAAGCCAGAAUCGGAAGAAUUAACAGUUGCCGCAUUUGAUUGCAUUGCAACCGUAUGUCAGGUCCUUGUAGGACCUACAGCUGCAGCAGAGAUAUUUAAUGAAAUCGGGACAUCCACUAUUGUUGAUCAAACUGUCUACCUCUUACUGGAAGGUAUUACGGAUGGUACUUCAGACCAGGUCCAACUGGCUGCAGCUCGUGCUCUGCGGACCCUGACCGCUCGCGUAACUCAUCGUGUGAUACUAGCAAGCCUUUUACCCAGAAGUGUUUCUGCCUUGACUAAAGCACUACAGCCGACCACACAAAUGCGACGAUCAUACCAAGUGCUGUGUUGCUGCAUACAAGCCCUCACAGAAAUGUUGAAGGCCGUGCUUAAUGAUACCGAUGUUUCGGCCCCGACGCCCCAGAAAACUGAUGCUAAAACCCAACCGGGAGGGAAUACUCUUGUUCUUGAUGACUCAUGGCUCAACGCGACAGCUUCCCAGGUAAAGCUUGCGUUGGGAAACGUUAUUCAGUUGAGAACACAUGACAGACAUGAUGUUCGCCACAGUUUGCUUGAAUUAUGCCUUAUGGUUAUUGAACAAUGUCCGAAAUCUCUUGGGGACUCACUUUCAAUGAUGGUGGAAACUGUGGUUGUUCUCGCUGAAUAUGAUACAGACAAGCCGGCAAACGAUGCUUACGUCGCCCUAAAACAUCUGACCAUUUCAUCUAACCGCGUGCUGGACCUUCUCAAGUCUAACAUGUACACAUGGACUAUAGCAUUACCAAGAAUGAUGCAAUCGAAUAAUGAUGCAGCAAAACAAAGAGCAAUUAGACAAAUAUCGACUGCGUUCCAAGUCUUAUCGCAGACUCAGCCAAGCUUAAAUAUCUUGGAUGACACUUUAGCCACAAGUUUAUGCGAGAGUGUCUCCAUGGCUAUGCGAUCGACGUCAACAGCGCCCCAGCCUCUACCAAGUUUUGCUGCCACAGGAUCGGAGCUCCGUAUUGUGGAUGGUGAGCGCCAGUCGAUAUCUUUUCAACCCGUGCUACUAGACCACCGUAGCCACCGAAGAACACUCUCAGAGCUCCAAUUUAUGAUUUCGAAACUUAGCGCCACGGACACAUCUCUCUCGAUGGCGAGUUCGAUGUUAAAGAAAAUCUAUGGGUCGUCGGGUGAUGACCUCCUAGCUCCCUUUUGGCUUACCUUAUCAUUAAUAAAAAGUGUUCCAGCGGAUCUAGCGUCAAUGGAUGACAUGAUUGAUCUGGAUUCUGACUCUCCUUCUCGUUCCGCUAUUAUCGAGGAGUUAUACUCAAUCUCGCUCCCACUUCUCACGGAUUUGUCGACUGCCAAUCCACACGAUUGGCGGCUGCCUGCGUUAGCUCUUGAGGCUAUAGCACUCCAAGCGCAGCAGUUAGGUGAAACCUUUCGUCCCGAAUUAAUUGACACCUUAUACCCUGUGCUGCAAUUGAUGGGCUCUAGCAACCCCAACAUACAGAAUCAUGCUGUUACAUGCCUUGAUAUCCUUACUGCUGCUUGCAGAUAUCCAAACACAAGCUCUAUGCUCGUUGAUAAUGUUGACUACCUAGUGAAUUCCGUGUCUUUGAAGCUUAACACUUUUGACAUAUCACCCCAAGCCCCGCAGGUGCUACUCAUGAUGACGAGGUUAUGUGGGGCAUCGCUUAUCCCAUAUCUGGAUGACCUGAUUGGAUCGAUAUUUACAGUGUUGGAUGCUUUCCACGGCUACCCUAAACUGGUGGAGCUUCUGUUUUCUGUUUUAGGAGCUAUUGUGGACGAAGGGGCAAAGAAACCAGCACAACUAGCUAUCACAGGCUCAGAUACCAAUGAACCCGUCAAUCACCAGAAAAGACCUCUCAAAUCCCGUAGAAUUUCAGACAUCGCGAAUGAAUUUCAAAAGCGAAGGGAGAAGCGAGCUCGGGCCUCUGAACUCGAAGCCGGUGACAGUUUGGAAAAAGAAUCUCACCCUAGACGUCCAUGGGCUUCCGAGCGCGAUGGGCUCAGACUCAUGGAUGAGGAUGAAAGUGAUAUAGGCUCAGAAUCAGAGGGACUGCCACCACCUACCACAGAAGAAAAGACUCUAAGCAGAUCUCACACUUUGCUCCUUAAUAUUGCCAAAUCCAUUCCACCCCAUCUCUCCUCACCAUCGCCGUUCCUACGACGCUCAUUACUUACCAUCUUGACCCGUGCACUACCCAUCCUCGCGCAUGAUGAAGACACCUUUUUACCCCUAAUUAACGACCUCUGGCCUUCCGUUAGCGCACGAAUUACCACGCCACAGACUCUCUCACCAAACUCGGUCGCACUUACAACACCCCACACAGGCCCCGCACAAACCCGCAACUCCCCAACCAGCAUCGACGAAUCCGGCAUCCAGGAAGAAGCAUUCGUAAUCUCUGCGUCGUGCUCCGCAAUCGGCGCCAUGUGCGAAGGCGCGGGGGACUUCAUGGCAUCUCGCAUUGAGCAUGAAUUCCCUCGGUGGAAGAAACUGUAUCUCCGCGCAUGGGAGCGAGUACGGCAGGACUCAGAAAGGGCGGCGGAGAGGCAGCGACAGAGGAUAGAGCAGCAGGAACGUCUUAUGACUGCACGAUCUAAGCCUCCACCACCGCCAACACCACCACCACCGCCACCACCACCGAGCACAAAGUCAUUCACCCCUCACAACUCCCUAUUCCAGGCCCUGACACGCAUGUUUACCACCAUUCUCCACAGCGUAUAUCUAUCAGCCGACAUCAGAGACGAAAUUUUUGAGUGUCUCGGUACGGCGAUAUCUUUCUUUCAGCCCGAUUAUUACUUCACGUAUGCAUGGCGCGAGCACACAGAAUCCAACGACGAGAAGCAGAUCGGUAAAACAGCAGGAGAGCCAAGAGCGGAAGCGACGUCAAGAACGGGAAAUAGAACGGGAACAGAAGAAUUUGCCCAGGCGAUUCAAGCGAUGCAUGUGCUAAAUGCGGAUUUGACAUGGUUUAUAUUUGAGAAAGGGAGGAGACAGAGCAGGGGCGGUAUCGAUGACGGGAACGGUGAUGCAGUUGAUAGGCUGGCACGGGUGGGGCGAAAUAUUGAGAGGAGGAUUGCGGAUAUGUUGAGGAGCCAGCUACAUUCGCAGUCGGAUUCACCAACGCAGGGAGAGCUUCGUUCAGCAGGAAGCAGGGGGUCGUGGAAGUUGGCGGAGGUGAUUGGAGCGUUUUAA